Messenger RNA from Prionailurus viverrinus (fishing cat), 327 nucleotides. Its product is annotated as protein S100-A15A. Bases 1 to 327 code for a protein of 108 amino acids. The transcript is spliced from 2 exons. Gene Ontology annotation, molecular function: calcium ion binding; transition metal ion binding. The record is from RefSeq and is a predicted model, not a curated record. Gene Ontology annotation, cellular component: cytoplasm. Lineage: Eukaryota; Metazoa; Chordata; Mammalia; Carnivora; Felidae.
AUGACAGGCACACCAGUGGAGGAAUCCCUCUUCCAAAUCAUCCACUGUUACCACCAGUAUGCAGCCCGGGAGGGAGACGUGGAGACCCUCUCCCUGGAGGAGUUGAAGGCUCUGCUUAUGGACAAUGUACCCCGCUUCAUGGAGAGCCUGGGCCGGAAGGAGCCCUACUACAUCUCGGAGUUGUUCCGGGCUGCAGACAGGAACAAGGACAACCAGAUCUGCUUUGAUGAGUUCCUCUUCGUCCUGGGCCGUCUGGUGAGGGACUACCACCUGCACUACCACCGGCAGCAGUGUGCCCACUACUGUGCCCAGCACAGUCUCCACUAG